AUGGAACUGGCUUUAAUAGGUACCAUUUUCACGCCAAAUUUAGAUGCUGAGGAUUCUGACGGCAUACUGCAAUCUUCUCCCUAUACUACAGCAGGUCAAUACGGUCGACCACCAAACAACUUUGCUUCUGGAACCGGUUUGCCAGCAGCUCAGCCACUGGAAGAGCGCAGACGAAAAAAGAAGGAGGAAUUGCUCGAAGAGGCCAUGGAAGCUCACCUUCCAUUUGCUCAGUGGAAUGGACCGACUAUCGUCGCCUGGCUUGAGUUGUGGGUAGGAAUGCCGGCGUGGUAUGUGGCGGCCUGUCGAGCCAACGUGAAAUCCGGUGCAAUAAUGGCUGCCCUCUCGGAGCAAGAAAUCCAACGGGAAAUAGGUAUUAGUAACCCCCUACAUCGACUUAAACUGCGCCUAGCUAUCCAAGAAAUGGUAGCUUUGACUGCCCCCACCCCAACUCCUAGACCCAAUACAAGCCGCUUGGCUUUUGGUGAUAUGGAUCACGAAUGGAUAGGCAACGUUUGGCUUCCAGGUCUAGGCCUUGCACAGUACCGACCCGCCUUUAUGGAAUGUCUGGUUGACGCCCGAAUGCUCGAUCAUCUCACCAAACGAGAUCUACGGACACAUCUAAAAAUGGUAGACGCUAUGCACAGAACUAGUCUUCUCUAUGGAAUCGUCUGCCUUAAGCGUCUUAACUACGAUCGAGCUGAGUUGGAACGUAGGCAGAGAGAGAGUCUACUCCGCGAUAAUAUCGACCUCCUUGUUUGGACCUGUGAACGCGUGCAAGCCUGGCUAGAUCAAAUCGGCCUGCGGGAAUACGCAAGUCAUCUAACUGGUUCUGGUGUCCAUGGUGGUUUACUAGGUCUCCAUACCGAAGUGGACGCCAACCAGCUUGCCCUCAUAUUGCAAAUUCCCUCCUCGGCAACUAAUGCUCGUCUCAUUCUUGCCCGAGAAUUAGAGACCUUGGUUCAGCGCUAUCGCGCAACAGCUCCACUUGCGGCAGCUGCACUUGGACCCGCACCUCGUGUCCUUGCAAUGGAAGCAGCGGCGGCUGCCGCGGCUCGACAUCGUUCCUCAGACUCUGAUGUUGAUGGUGUAAGGGGGAAUGGAUAUUCACAAAAUGGCGAUGCAGUGGACGAUGAAGUAGCUGCUGUUAUAAGUAUCGAAAAAUCUCUCCCUUCCAACACUGCCGCCAAUGUACCGACAAUCAUCACAACCCAAUCAGUAGUUAGUAGCCAACCGCAUCUUCCCACCUCUGCUAUUCUCGCCACCGCAGCUGCCCAAAAGGCAAGAGAGCUCAUGGAGUCGAAAUCAGAUAGCCAAGCCCCAACAACAACUGUUACGGAUCCUGCAACAAAUUCCCCUUCAAGUACAAUAACUACCGCCAUCGCUACCACCGUAACGCCAUCGUCACCUAGAAUGGCAACGCAAUCAUCGGCUACUACAAGAACAAAGAAGGGUGCAGCUCCUCCCCCUCCCUCAAACACAAAAUCUUAA
Molecule: messenger RNA, 1488 nt
Organism: Rodentolepis nana
Lineage: Eukaryota; Metazoa; Platyhelminthes; Cestoda; Cyclophyllidea; Hymenolepididae
Source: the annotation of a GenBank genome assembly